Molecule: messenger RNA, 957 nt
Organism: Malaclemys terrapin pileata
Lineage: Eukaryota; Metazoa; Chordata; Testudines; Emydidae
Gene: IL12A
Product: interleukin 12A
Exons: 7
Coding region: 1-759 (252 amino acids)
Biological process (GO): immune response
Cellular component (GO): extracellular region
Molecular function (GO): growth factor activity; interleukin-12 receptor binding
Source: RefSeq, a predicted model, not a curated record
AUGGGCGGAAGCACCCUAGCUGGGACGGGUGCAGUCCCUGGACGAUUUCGAGGCUCUCGAGGGUGGGGCCGAGUUAUUGCAGAAGUGGGUCUGGAGGACGAAUUUGAAGAUGAUGGCAGUAGCCUUCUUGAUGAGUUCAGGGUGGACAUAAGAGGUAGUACGGAAGAACAUCCUGAGCCAGUUACCGAGAAGUGUACACAAGAAGGCCUUCAAGGCUGCCUGCCCGACUUGGCAGCGACCUCGCCGCUGCCUUCCUCCUGGCCCAAUCUGAAUGACUGCCUAAAUGUUUCCAAAUCCCUGGUAACCGCUGCGAGGGACGCGCUGCACCAGCUGAAGGAGCUUGGCACGCUGGGAUUUGAAUGUACUCUUGAAGAGGUUGAUCUUGAAGAUAUCACUAAGAAUAAAAUCAACACAAUUAAGGCUUGUAUGGCAGAAGAGUCAAAGACUGAAAAUUGUCCUACACUGAAAAGAGCUGAUUUUGAUAAGAUUGAGUGCCUGCGAGGUAUCAAUGAAGACCUGAAGGCUUACAAGGCAGAGUUCAAGAAUUUCAAUAACCAGAAGAUACUGGCUGCUAUUGACAAACUGAUACAGGCUGUGAAAAUUAGCAGUGUGAGUGUGGAGCAACCAUCUACAAACAGAGGAUCAGCCUCUUUCAAAGAGAGAAUGAGGUUAUGUAGUGUUCUCCAUGCUUUUACAAUUCGCACUGUGACCAUAACCAAGAUGCUGAACUACCUGAAUUCUCCUGGAAGCUCAUCCUAAUCACUGAAACCUGGAAGCACUUUCUAUAAAACAUUGAAUCAAAGCUAUUUUAAGUAUCUGAAGAAAAUAUAUAUUAGGUUCUACUUACUGCAAGAGCUCUGUGUGCAGAACUCUCACUGAAGUCAUUGAAACUUGUACACACAGAGGGCUUCCAGGAUAUGGACCUGAAUUUAAGAAUACAGUAAUAUUUCUACAAAA